Messenger RNA from Pelodiscus sinensis (Chinese soft-shelled turtle), 2733 nucleotides. It is a transcript of the gene CA6, whose product is annotated as carbonic anhydrase 6. NCBI's taxonomy places the organism in Eukaryota, Metazoa, Chordata, Testudines, Trionychidae. The record is from RefSeq and is a predicted model, not a curated record. Gene Ontology annotation, molecular function: zinc ion binding; carbonate dehydratase activity.
GUGGGCAUACAGCAGUUUGUAUGCACAUCCAGAGUGCUGCAGGAGUGUGGAAUUCCCUUAGGACCUCACAACGCACCGCACCUGAGGAGCGUGAAUGACUCUUACUGCUUACAUAUCAUCCGCAUCCACCAUAUCCAGCCAAUCUCUGUGAGUGCCUGACACCUUGCAUUUUGUCGAGCAGUUCCCACUGAAAGCAGAACAGUGGCCUUCCAGCUGAGGAUUCCUUUCCAGGACCAAGGGUCCUUGUAAUCAAGGCUUCCGGAUCCUGUGGCCUAACGCAGCACUCUGUGUGGCGAGGGUCCAGAGAGAUGCUGUAAUGGAAGCAGCAGUCAACAUGUCAAUGUUGUGAUUUCCUCCCUCUGACAGCUUUGCAGGCUGAGAUAUUUAAGGGACGGACUUUAGAAAGACACUACAAGAGCCAUGAGGAUUUCAACCACCUUGCUGCACCUGCUCCUUGUCCACCUCAGCACCUCUCAUGUAACACAGUGGACGUAUAAAGCAGGAGCACUGGAUGAAGAGCACUGGGGAAAGCACUUUGCAGACUGCGCUGGCAAGCACCAGUCGCCCAUUGACAUCCAGAAGAGGAAAGUGAAGUACAAUCCACAGUUGAUGCAGCUAGAGCUGAGUGGUUACGACGGCCCCUUGCAAGGGAACUUCACAAUGACCAACAAUGGACACUCAGUCCAGAUUGAUUUGCCACCCACCAUGCGCAUCACCAAAGGGCUCUCAAGCAUCUACACCGCUGUCCAGAUGCACCUGCACUGGGGUGGGCUGGACCUGGAGACCAGCGGCUCUGAACACACCAUGGAUGGAAUGAGAUACCUGGCUGAGCUGCACGUUGUUCAUUACAACUCGGGCAACUACUCCAGUUUUGAAGAAGCAAAAGACAAACGCAAUGGGCUGGCAGUGCUUGCUUUCCUCUAUGUGGAUGGGAAUUUUGAGAACACCUACUACAGUGACUUCAUCUCCAAACUGGCCAAAAUCAGGUUUGCAGGGCAAUCAACCAAGCUCAGUUCACUGGAUGUCCAAGCCAUGCUGCCUGAAAACCUCUCGCACUUCUACAGAUAUCACGGCUCGCUGACCACACCACCUUGCUCUGAAAGUGUGAUCUGGACAGUUUUUGACUCUCCCAUCAUCCUGUCACACACACAGAUCUCACUGCUGGAGAACACCUUGCUGGACUGGCAGAACAACACCCUGCGGAACGAUUACCGCCACACUCAGCCUCUCCACAGCCGAGUGGUGGAAUCCUCUUUCAAGGCCAAAGGCACCACAGAACGCUGCCUCCCAGAAGAACUCAACUCAAAACUGGAGCAAAUACACACACAGAUCCAGGAGAUGAAGAAGCAUCUGCUGGCUGGAGGGGGCAUGACAAGCCAUAAAUCUAGUGCUUUCCCUGCUUUCUACUUCCCUGCUGAAAACAUCAUCAGCUACGUGACCGUCCGGCCCCUCCGCAGCAUGCAGCUCCUCUCCUUCACCUUGUGCUUUUGGAUCCACGCCCAGAACCAAGGCAGUCAGACCGUUCUCUCCUACAGCACCCAGGAAAGAGACAACGAGCUGUUGGUGACUGUGGGCUCUGCGGUGGAGUUGUGGGUAGGGGGCUACUCUGUUGAGUUCCCCUUGCACCACACAUCUGAGGAGUGGCUCCACUAUUGCGUGACAUGGGCUUCCCACUCUGGGGCAGCCCAUCUGUGGAUCAACGGCGCCGUGGGAAGAGAGAAGCACCUCCAGAGAGGGUACGAGACCCAGGCUGGCGGGACGCUCGUCCUUGGGAAAGACAGAGAUGAGCUCCUUGGAAUCUUCUCCAACGGGUUCUCCGGGUGGAUGAGCCACCUCAGCCUGUGGAGCUGGAUCCUCAGUCACGCCGACAUUCGAGCACUUGCUUUGUGCAGGCAGGGUGAGCUGAAGGGGGAUGUGAUCGCCUGGGGGGAGACCCGCAUGAGUCUCUCUGGGGGAGUGGUGCUGGAGUCAGACCCCAGUUGCCGAUGACAGCAGGUGGAGUUGGUCCCAUCUUCCUGAGGAAAUGGAGAAGCACAGUGUGUGAGUUUUCUAAAGCACUGUGGCUUUGUCCACACUUAAAGGUUUCAGGUGCAGCUGCAGCAGCGCUUUAAACUGAAAGUGUGGCCAAGGCUUGUAAACCAUCUCCUCGAAGGAAGUAGCGAACUGCCACUCCUAGCGCUGUAACCUGGUUCACACUGGCACUUUACAGUGCUGAAACUUGCUGCACUUUGGGUGUGGGGGUGUGUUUUCACACCCUUGAGCCAGAAAGUUACAGCGUUGUAAUGUGCCAGUGUAGACAUAGCCUCAGAGUCCUUAAACACGUCGUAUCACAGUGUGACAUUCAGGGUAUGUCUACACUCCCAAGUUUUGACAACAAAAUGUGUGUCGCAGAGGGAUAGCCAUGUUAGUCUGUAUCUGCAAAAACAACGAGGAGUCCAUUGGCACCGUAGAGACUAACAGGUCGAUUUGGGCAUCAGCGUUCAUCCAAAAGUCAACAAAACACAAAUCACCAGAGGGUGUUUUCAUUUCCUCUCUCUGUUAACAGAUCAUGUCAUCAACAGUGGGAGCAGUGCAUUGUGGGGAAGUAUCCCACAGUGCCAUGUGGUGGGAAGGCAGAGCUGAUCCCUGCACAGCUUGGAUUCCCUCCAGGGUCUCCCAAAGCCACCUCAGCUGCUGGGAGCAGCAUCCGGAGUAGCGCUGUGAGCUCUCCGAGCUUUGACGGGGAGGGGAGCA